This is a messenger RNA of Ruditapes philippinarum (Manila clam), 2048 nucleotides long. RefSeq lists its product as uncharacterized. The record is from RefSeq and is a predicted model, not a curated record. NCBI's taxonomy places the organism in Eukaryota, Metazoa, Mollusca, Bivalvia, Venerida, Veneridae. Bases 763 to 1512 code for a protein of 249 amino acids. The transcript has 3 exons.
AAAGAGAAUGUGAGCGGUUGAACACGCCAUUAGGAGAAACUCUUGUUCAUCCAUCCUAUUUAGAUCGCUGGAGUGAUGAUUUGUCCAAUAUUCCAGAUCUAAGUGAAAAGGACAUUUAUAAUUAUUUUGUGUAUAAAUUAAACACCAAACGUCAGUUGAAGUCGAAGGUCAUGUAUGAGGAUAGACACGUAUACAAUGUGCAGGUAAAUGAGACAGAUGAAAACCAAAGUCACUGUUUUGUGAAAUGUAAAGCUAUUCCUUCAAUGCCAACAACAAAUAAGAAACAGUGUCCAGACUACAAUGUAUGGGUUAUGCUCUCAAAGAUGACUGGAUGUAUAAAUUCCGCAGAAUGUAGUUGCACUGCCGGGGAAGGAGAAGGCUGUAACCAUGUCGCGGCCCUCCUUUAUGCCAUUGCAGACAUAACCGAGAAGAAACGGGAUGGAAAAUUGGCACCCACAUCAAUGAAAUGUACAUGAAGCAAUCCACGGAAGAGGAAACUGACACCUAAAAAGACACAGGACCUUACAUUUAAGACGGUAGUUCAUGGUAAAGAAAGUGUUAGGAAAAAAUUGCCAAUUCCUGUAUAUGACAUUAAAAAGCUAGUAGAUGUUGAAAAGUUCAAAAGUUCAAGGACAAGCUUCUAAGUCUAAAUUCAAAUGCAGGGUGGCUGAAGAACUUUGAGUUAAAAUCAGAUCACAUUUUUUUCCAAAACUCCAUGACAUAAAAUUUAACUAUAGUGAUAAGGUGAAUCUGGAAGGAGUAAUGGAAAGACAAUUCUUUAGUACAUACUUUGACUCAUUGAAAAUUACAUCAAGUGAAUGUGUCAGUAUUGAAUGUCUCACUAGAAAUCAAAGUGGGUCAGAUUUAUGGGCAACUGCGAGAGAAGAGAGGCUAACAGCAUCAAACUUUGGAAUUUGUAAAUUAAAGAAAUGUACAAAACCAGAUGCGACAUUGAAAGACAUUUUGAAUUACAGAACAUUUGAUACUAUCCAUACAAAAUAUGGAAAGAGCCAUGAAAAUGUGGCUAGAAAACAUUAUGAAAGAUUUAUGAGAAAAUCACAUCCUGGACUUACAGUGAAAAAAUGUGGACUGCUAGUGACACCAGAUUAUCCCCAUCUUGGGGCAAGUCCAGAUGGAUAUAUUAACUGUACUCACUGUGAAAGCCACAAUGGUUUACUUGAAAUUAAAUGUCCAUCUUCUUUAAGCUGGAGAAUGAAAACACCAGAAGAGUGUGCAACUGAUUCAAAGUUCUUUUGUGUUUUACGUGAUGGAAAGGUUACUUUGAAACAAACUCACAAUUAUUAUUAUCAGGUUCAAGGGCAACUUGGAAUAAGUGGACGGAAGUGGUGCGAUUUUGUUGUUUGGACAUGUGUUGGAAUAUCAGUGGAAAGAAUCUUUGCUGAUAAGGUAUUUUUCACAAAUCAUAUGGUGCCUCAUUUGAAUGACUUCUAUUUAAAAGCAUUUAUUCCAGAACUCUUCAGUUGUCGUGAUCAACGUGGAAUACCAUUGUAGUUCAAUCAUCAACGAGGACUAGCAUUGUAGUGCAGUGUUCAAUCAUCAACAAGAAGUACAGUUGUAACAAUUUAUACUAUACUUAUAGUUUUCACUGAGAAAUGUCAUAGUGUGUUCAUUGAGGACAGAAAUACAUUUUUAGGAACUUGAACUGUAUUCAAUGAGGAAUAUCAAUAAACUGUUAUGUGUUAAAUGAGGAAUAUCUUUUAAAUGUUUUAUAAUACUGCAUGUUUGUAACUUUGUUUUUCAAUGGAUAAUCAUGGCGUUUAUUUAGUUUAAUAUACACAACUGCUGUUGAUUUAUAAAGAAAUUUCGCUUUAUAUUCCUCUAAAAAUGGUGCUUGCUGUAUUAUAAAUUGGUUAAAAAUAUUUCAGACAGGUUAUAUGGCCGGAUAUAAAGGGUUACAAGUUUGCAAUAUGACCCUCACCUAGCGGCUCGGGUUAUAUUUACAAACAACAGUUUAUAUAGGGCCAUAUAACCUGUCAAAAAUCUUUAUAACUUAUAAUACAACACUGCUGCUGUCACUAUAUAACUAU